CAACCGUGAAACGAUCCACCGUCUUCAAUAGUGAAUGUCUGUAUCAAGAGAGAUCGGAGCGAUGCUCCUCGCAUUCCCACCCUUGGCUUGGUCACAAGCCGGACAAACCCUCGCACGGCCCCCACCUGCCAGCCCGCCGCGACUCAUACCUAUCCCAAUUACUACCACCUGGUCGGUUCCAGGGGCCCUUGGAGCGAGAAAAAAAGAAGAAAAAAAAAAACCUCUCCCCGUGACGGAGUACAAACUCCGUACCUUCACACAGACAUACAAGAGAGGACCGGGGGCCCGGUCUAGUUUGGCCAAACACCAUGGUCCCGCGGUGGGCGACGCCAACCGGCACAUCCGCGGUUCGACGCGGCGGGCCCAUUUGGAAUGACAGCCAGUGGAGUCUGCCUGGUUCCUGGGUCAGGAUUCUCGUUUUGAGGAUUCAAUCUUCCUUCCACCCCCUCCCAGCCACCCACUCUUAAUGGACUGU
Molecule: messenger RNA, 475 nt
Organism: Colletotrichum navitas
Lineage: Eukaryota; Fungi; Ascomycota; Sordariomycetes; Glomerellales; Glomerellaceae
Exons: 1
Coding region: 35-376 (113 amino acids)
Source: RefSeq, a predicted model, not a curated record